AUGCUCACGAUUCUCUCCCACCAACCCCGUCUCCAGUUCUCCGCGAAUUCCAACCUCCACGCACGACCCGCUGCAACAAUGUCUUCGAUCGCUGCUAUGGCUUCCCGCCGGGCUCUGGCUCGCCAGCCCAUCUUCCGCGCUCCCCCGCGCCGCUUCAUGUCCUCCAAGGUCGAGGAGGCCAACCUCGACAAGGCCCCCAAGAAGGACCCUGAGCUCUACGUUCUGCUCGGUGUCAUGUCCGGUGCUUUCCUGCUCGCUGGCUGGUACUUCGGCAGCAAGCCCACCUCCGUCACCUCCGAGAGCAACGUCCGCAUCGGCGAGUCUGCCAUGCCCUGGCACGGAGAGUCCGAUGGCAAGGUCUACAAGUACCAGUACCACCCCCACGGCGAUAAGAACCAGCCCCUCCGCGCUGCCCCCAGCGCCAUGAACACCGUCAUUGUUCCCAACGUCACCCUCCCCGAGGACCUCCACGAGAAGUUCAACAAGUACGGCAAGGAGGAGUGGGACUACUAAACGGCUUCUGCGAAGCCCUUUAAAAGAUGGUGCGAGAGCGAAUGGUUACUUCUACGUAAGUAGCCGGCGGCUGUAUACUACGAUUGUGGUGACGAAGGGGGAGAGUUGUGGGUGGACUUGCCAUUGCGAUUACCGAAGAUUUGUGCAUAGUAUCCGUUGUUCAGAUAAAGAGUCAAUUGGGAACCGGUCUCUUCAUUUCACUUGUCAAA
Molecule: messenger RNA, 722 nt
Organism: Penicillium subrubescens
Lineage: Eukaryota; Fungi; Ascomycota; Eurotiomycetes; Eurotiales; Aspergillaceae
Exons: 4
Coding region: 1-513 (170 amino acids)
Source: RefSeq, a predicted model, not a curated record